GUCACGGCGUGUGCGCAUGCGCGGGGCCGGCUGAGGCGGCGAGCGGCGGCCUGCGGAGGGGAGCGGCGGUGGUGUCGGUCAGUGCUCAGUGCCUUCCGGACAUGCUGUCUCUCCUGGCCAGGGCGGCCGCCGGGCCUCUGGGCCGCUCGCCCUUCAGUUCCCUGGCGCCGUGGUGGCGGGCGGUGCCGCUGCCCGCGCCGCUGAGCCGGGCCCUGUCGCCGUGGUGCGGGGCGGCCGCCCCCCGCGCCCUGCUGGCACUCCCGUCUCCUGCCGGGCUGCUGCCGCCGCUCGUCGCGGGGCUGAAGAGCAAAACGUCGCUGAAGAGGCGCUGCAAGGACUGCUUCAUGGUCCGGCGGCGGGGCCGGCUCUACGUGCUCUGCAAAACCAACCCCCGGCACAAGCAGCGGCAGCUGUAGGCCUGCGGCCGGAACGCCGCCGCGGGAUCCCGGAGGGCAGGGAGUGGGCGUGGUGUGGGCCUCGAGUCCGGCUCUCCGUGUCCCUGCUGCGGGCACCGCGCCCUCUGCCCUGCGGCUUCAGAGAGCUGACUGCUGGGGACACAAAUCGCCAAAUGGUGAAGGUGACAGCGUUUCAUCUUAGCGCUAAAGUAGAGCGGGUGGAGUUCUUCACCGCCCGUGCUGUAACUUCACAUCAUGGAUGCUGAGAACUGAACUGGGAAGCCACAGCUUUCAGGACCUCUUCUUAUCUUAGCCGUGAAGCCUUACUUACAAUCACCUCUCUGUUAAUUUAGUAUGGGCAAAGGUGAAUCAUCAGACUCUUGAUAUGUGUUUGUGUUUCAUUAAAGCAUAAUGAAAAUAAAGUCUGUUGAUGUGCAUUGUUACAAUAUACAAUUAAUCUUAAAAAACCUCUCAAACCCUAGAUGUUGAAGGAUGUUAGAACCAAUAGUUUCAAACUCAGAUGGGCUUCUAAGUGGGAAAUAAAUAUGUUACUUUGAAA
This is a messenger RNA of Strigops habroptila (Kakapo), 954 nucleotides long. It is a transcript of the gene MRPL36, whose product is annotated as mitochondrial ribosomal protein L36. The record is from RefSeq and is a predicted model, not a curated record. Gene Ontology annotation, molecular function: structural constituent of ribosome. Gene Ontology annotation, cellular component: mitochondrial large ribosomal subunit; ribosome. Lineage: Eukaryota; Metazoa; Chordata; Aves; Psittaciformes; Psittacidae. Bases 102 to 416 code for a protein of 104 amino acids. Gene Ontology annotation, biological process: translation; ribosome biogenesis. The transcript has 2 exons.